Molecule: messenger RNA, 1445 nt
Organism: Eurytemora carolleeae
Lineage: Eukaryota; Metazoa; Arthropoda; Copepoda; Calanoida; Temoridae
Exons: 13
Coding region: 125-1291 (388 amino acids)
Biological process (GO): protein ubiquitination
Molecular function (GO): ubiquitin protein ligase activity
Source: RefSeq, a predicted model, not a curated record
UCAAGUAACCGUCAACAAAUGGAAAUUAUUCUUUUCAGUAGAAAUAAGAAUUUUUUAAAAGAAAUUUGUCGAUUUACACAAAUUGAUCUUUUGCAAAAGAAAAAUGACCUAGCUAGUAACUAAGAUGGCAGCGUUGAUUCAACCUCUCGUAGAUGCGUUUAACAGUGUUGGGAGUGGGACGAGUAGCCUAGUCUCCUACCUUCUCACGGUUAACUUCUACCUUGGAGAUGCUAUAUUCUCAUCCCUCAAAUAUAUAUACUAUUCAACACUCAGUUUGUUGUUGACCUUGUUCUCCGCUGUCCAGAUAAUCCUGGAGGAUUUAGUAAUAUUCCUGGUUGAACUCCUGGACAUAUUCUCAUCCAUCCUGGAGAUAGGAUCCAACCUUGCAGAUUCAAUUCUUCAAGCUGGAUCCAACACUGUGUAUUCAAUUCAUUCAGGAGUGACUGGUCUGGCCGGGUCACUGGUCCGUGGUGUACUGGCCGGGUAUCAAGCAGUGUACUAUUGUACAGAUAAUCUAGGAGCAUUCGCCAAUCUUCUAGGAUCAAGCUGCCUUCUAUUAAUAAACCUUGUUCCUCGAACUAUUUACAUUCUGUUCACCAGCAUUUCAUCCAUACUUCGCAACUUCAAUGCUCAUUCACAAACAAUAGCCCAUCAGGUUCUUGAUGGGUUACUCCGAGCCCCUGCUGAGCUAUAUCUAGGUGUCCUGGUGGGAACAUGUUCUCUUAUUCUCCUCAUCAGAUUCAUAAUCAGAACUGUACAAGAGAGGAAUCUUACUCUGGACUCACUAGCAAAUAGUUUACUCAGACUGAUAUGUACAGUGUAUGUACUGCUUAUUAGAAGCGUAGCAAGGGGUAUAGGGUUCGUGUUUACAAUUCUAGAGGUUACAGUCAGUAAUCUUAGGUUUCCUAUGAUCUCACAUGCAGGAGACUCUGACGACGAAGAUGAGGAUCGAGAGAACCUUGUCGGGGAAAUAGAGGAUUCAGAUGACGAGGACAGAGCUCGUCAAGUGCAGAAGAGACGAAACUAUGAUCUAUUGAUAGAACGAAGGAAUAAACAACAAGCGAGGAGAGGGAGCGAGGGGAGUGUUGAGGAUCUACUGUUGAGGGAGGUGGAGAGGGAGAGGGAGGAUAAACUGUGUGUGAUCUGUGUCGACAAGGAGAAGUGUAUCAUGAUACUACCUUGCAGGCAUCUUUGUAUCUGUGAGGGUUGUCAGGGUCCCUUGAGAACACAUAGAAACAUCUGUCCCAUCUGCCGGAAACCAGUUAAACAGCUGAUUAAAGCAUAUCUUUAAGUAGAGGAUUUAUUCUGCCGAAAAUUGGCAGAACAGCUGAUUAAACAUAAUAUUUAAGUAGAGGAUUUAUUCUGCCGAUAAUUGGCAGAACAGCUGAUUAAACCUAAUAUUAAAUUAGAGGAUUUAUUCUGCUGAUAAUUGGCUUAACAGCUGA